AUGCAAGCUUCGACAAAACCUGAUGCAACUCCAAUUGGAUCUAGCAACGGAUUUAAGCUGGAGUAUAUAGCACCAGAUGUGGAUUCAAAGCUAGUCGAGAUUGAAUUGGAGGACAUUAGCUCUGAAAGUGACCAUUGGAGGAAUUCGGUGGUGUGUUAUGUGAUGGGAACUUAUCCUCCGUUUAGUGUGAUGAAAGGAUAUGUCCAGAGGCUAUGGACUAAGUAUGGCAUCAACAAAAUCUCUAUGUUAAGGAAUGAGAUUGUACUUGUGAGGUUUAAUCAUGAGGAUGGGAAGAAUGCUGCUAUAGAAAAGGGCAUUUAUCACUUCGAUAACAAGCCUUUUAUUGUCAAGGCUUGGAGCCCUGAUAGGGAAUUUACUAGAGAGGAGCUUCAAACCGUUCCUAUUUGGAUUAAAUUUCCUGGUUUAGACUUCAAAUAUUGGAGUCCCAAGAGCUUAAGCAAGUUAGGGAGUCUGGUCGGAAAACCACUAAUGGUGGAUCAAAGUACUGAGAAAAAAUUGGGUCUGAAUUUUACCAGGCUACUGGUGGAAGUUAGUACGGAUGCCACCCUGCUAGAUUCUGUUGUUUUAAAAAAUGAGAAGGGCCAACUGAUUAGGCAGAAGGUGCAAUAUGAUUGUAAGCCAAUUUUAUGUAAACAUUACGAUAAGUAUGGUCAUUCGGAAGAAAAUUGUAGGAAGAAGCAAACUUCUAAAGUUAUACCAGUUAUUUCAAAUAACGCAGAUCAAGGUCAGGGUGAUCCAAAAGUGCAAGUAGAUGUUGCUAAAAUGAAGCAGCAGGAUGACACGUAUAAAAUUGGGAAUGGUAAGAUUCCUCCUGUUCCUACUCCGAAUGAUGGGACUGUAUGGGUUACACCUCAACACAGAGGUCGGCAGAGGCAAGAGAUUAAUAACCAGAUUGAGAGUGAAAACAAAUUUGAGGUGCUACAAAGAAUGAGUCCUGGCAAGAAUGACGUAAUCAAGUCAGCUUCAAUGGAAAAUGACUCACCUCAUUCCCAACUAGGAAAUGGUUAA
This is a messenger RNA of Capsicum annuum, 1029 nucleotides long. RefSeq lists its product as uncharacterized. Lineage: Eukaryota; Viridiplantae; Streptophyta; Magnoliopsida; Solanales; Solanaceae. The transcript has 2 exons. The record is from RefSeq and is a predicted model, not a curated record. The coding region runs from base 1 to 1029 and encodes 342 amino acids.